This is a messenger RNA of Eimeria necatrix, 519 nucleotides long. RefSeq lists its product as hypothetical. The record is from RefSeq and is a predicted model, not a curated record. The transcript has a single exon. NCBI's taxonomy places the organism in Eukaryota, Apicomplexa, Conoidasida, Eucoccidiorida, Eimeriidae. The coding region runs from base 1 to 519 and encodes 172 amino acids.
AUGCCCCUGAAUUGCCCUCCCUCCCCUUCCGAAUGUGGUGGGUGUGUUCUUGCUGCUGCAGCUGCUCCAGCGGGUGCUGCUGCUGCUGUUGUUGCGUCUCCUGCAGCGCCUGGGGGUGCCCGCGUUGCUCGUGCUGCUGCUACUGGAGCUCCUCGAGCGGCGGGUGCCGCUGUUGCAGCCGUUGCAGCUCCUGCUGCUCCUGCAUCUGCUACCUCUGCUGCCUCUGUCAUUCUCCCGUUCCUAGAUGUGUUGCUGCGCUGCUGCUCAUUGCAGCUCGUGGUCGCCUUCAGUGUGCUGCUGCAGCUGGCGACGCAGCUGCAGCUGCUGCUGCUGCUGCUGGUGGUGGCUCUUGUCGUGGUGGUGGUGGCGGUGGUGAUGGUGCGCAUGCAGCAAAUGGCUUGCUGCUGCAAGGUCCCCCCUGCUGCUCUGCCGGGCCAUCAGCCCGCAGGUUGGUGCUGCAUACGGCGACAGCUGCAGCACGCCCAAGUCCCGCUGCAGCUGCUCUCUGAAAAUUGCUGA